AUGUCACGUGCUUGUAAAAUAGACUCACAUAAUACUAGCACUAAAACUUUUUUUAAUUUCACCUACAAAAGAUAUCGCUUUCACUUUGGAAUUUAUACUCCUUGUUCUCAUAAUCAUAUAACCCCUGGAUUCUCUGACUAUACUUCUGCUAAAAGUAUUUGUAAAGUACCAGCGCUGUUCUUGAUGUCCGACUUUAGAAGAGCUUGCGUCUUACAUCAACCAGCAUUCUUUAAAAAUGAUGUGUUUACACAUAUUAAAAACCCUAAAAAAGAAUUAAAUAUUGACAUCACAGACCCUUCAAUAACCCCAAAGGUUUAUCAUGCUAACCUUUUAUACACUCACUGGAAUACACACAGAACAAAAAGAAUUUACUCUCGAAGAUCUGGAAUUUCUUACGAAAAAACGAUUCACGCUCAUGAUCGUUAUUCAAUUAAUCACCUUAAUAAUAAACAUAUAUACAGAAAGAGACUUAGUAAUUUUUCCUUUCGAAGAAGUCAUAACCCUCGUGUGAGCAAGGCUCAAGAGAUUCGUUUUGAGUCGUCGGGCUGGAUGUGGGAGGUGCAAGCACCACCCACCUCCGGGUUUACGACCCGUCGCAAAAACAAUAGAAAAGGAAGCAAUAAAGGAUAUAAUGAGAGGGUUGUCCCAGAUGUGGCAGAUGUGGCAGAUGUUUCAGAAAAAUUAUGA
Messenger RNA from Rhizophagus irregularis DAOM 181602=DAOM 197198, 687 nucleotides. RefSeq lists its product as uncharacterized. The record is from RefSeq and is a predicted model, not a curated record. NCBI's taxonomy places the organism in Eukaryota, Fungi, Glomeromycota, Glomeromycetes, Glomerales, Glomeraceae.